ACUUACCCUGUUACACGGUCUGCAGGGAGCCAUGGCUGCAGCAGGGAAUCCUUUUAAGAGCCUCCAAGAUGAAGUUACUUGCUCCAUCUGUCUGAGUUUUUUCACGGACCCAGUGACUAUAGACUGUGGGCACAAUUUCUGCCAAGCCUGCAUCGCCCAGUGCUGGGAGGGAUCAGACACAGACAUCUCCUGCCCUCAGUGCAGAGAGACCUUUCCCCAGAGGUCCAUAAAGCCGAACAGACAACUGGGGAACUUUGCAGAAAUAGCCAAGCAGCUGAGUGUCCCAGUAGCAGCAGGAGAUUUGUGCCACGCGCACCAGGAGCCUUUCAAACUCUUCUGUAACCAGGACCAAGUUCUCAUCUGUGUGAUCUGCAGGGAGUCCCAGGCUCACCGCGCUCACAUGGUGGUCCCCAUAGAGGAGGCUGCCCAGGAGCACAAGGAUCAAAUUCAAACCCAACUGAACACCCUGAAGCAAGAGAGAGAGGAACUUCUGGAGUGGAAACAGGAUGGAGAGAUGCAAAGCCAGGAAUAUCUGGGAAAGAUAGAAGCUGAGAGGCAGAAGAUUGUGUCUGAAUUUGAGCAACUGCGGCAAUUCCUGGAGGAACAAGAGCGACUCCUGCUGGCCCGGCUGGAAGAGUUGGACAAGGAAAUUGUGAAGCUACAGGAUGAAAAUGUCACCAAACUGUCUGAGGAGAUUUCCCGUCUCAGUGACUUGAUCAGUGAGAUAGAAGAGAAGUGUCAGCAGCCAACAAGCCAAUUCCUGCAGGACAUCAAAAGCACCUGGAGCAGGUGUGAGAAGCUGAAGUUCGAGAAACCAGUGGCCGUGCCAGAGGACCUGAGAGAGAGAGUCGGCGUCUCUUCCCAAAGAAAUGUUUGUCUGCAGGAGGCUCUGAAGAAAUUCAAAGAGACCCUGCCCUAUCAACUGCACUUUCUGGUCUCAAAGGCAGAGAAAGAGGUGCAGGCCACUCCGGAUCCAGACCUGGCAAAUCCUUGUUCCAUCAUGUCCACAGAUGAGAGUGUGAUACAGAAAUACCAAGACAUGGGAUAUUUAGUGCCAGACAACAGGUUUUACCCUGCUCCCUGUGUACUGGGCUAUACGGGCUUCACCUCAGGGAGAUGUUACUGGGAAGUGGAGGUGGGGAACAAAGAUUUUUGGGUUUUGGGCAUUGCCAAAGAGUCUGUGACACACGAGGGAGCGAUAAGCUGUACACCAGAGGAGGGGAUCUGGGCUUUGCAGAGUACAGGGAAUGAGUACUGGGCCCUCACCUCCCCUAUGACUACUCUGGCCCUACCUCAUAGCCCCAGUAACAUUGGGGUUUAUCUGGAUUAUGAAGGGGAGAAAGUUACAUUUUAUGACAUUACAUCUUCUGGCAGAGAGCCAAUCUUUACUUUCACAUCCUCUUUCACUGGGAAGAUCGUCCCCUUCUUUGGGAGCCGGUGUGUCCAAUUUCUGAGUGGGAAUGCAUAUAGUUCGCUGGCAUGUGUACAAGGUAACGCUGGACUCUACGGCUCCAGCCAGAACCAGCACAGCCAGGGCGAUGGAGGCCAGGACCCAGAGGGGCAGGGGGCCCUUCUUCCCAGGGGCUGUGGAAUGGAGAAGGGCUCAGGUCACCGAGGGGAGCACCCGCUGGGCCAUCCUCCUGGGGCAGCCACAGGCCUUUGCCUGGAACCUCUCCCCAAGGGCCUCUGCAGAGACCUGACUUCCAGAGGAGAGGAAAGUCUGAGCCAGGAGGUGGACAGGGAUGUGGCACAAAGGCUGGGCACUCUGCCAGGCACUGCCAGCCAUGCACAUCACACAGCAGCUGGGCCUUUCACUUGUAAUGUCAUCAGCCUGUGGAACUCACUGUCACUGGAUACCAUCAGAUUCUCUGAGUGA
Mauremys reevesii (Reeves's turtle) is the source of this 1876-nucleotide messenger RNA. Its product is annotated as zinc finger protein RFP-like. Bases 32 to 1876 code for a protein of 614 amino acids. Lineage: Eukaryota; Metazoa; Chordata; Testudines; Geoemydidae. The record is from RefSeq and is a predicted model, not a curated record. The transcript is spliced from 8 exons. Gene Ontology annotation, molecular function: protein binding; zinc ion binding.